AUGCCGGGUGGGACUAGUUACGUAUCUUACUCCUCAUUAUAUAAAUCGUCAACCCUUACCGUUCUGUUUCGCGCUUUCCUCACGCUAUCACACCAUCCCCACUACAUCCUACGAUUGACACAGCCACCAUCGUCCAUCGCCUCUCUCGUUUACAGGGACCCUCACGUCUUUUGCCCCUCCGUGCACACAUUGGUGGUUAAACGUGCUUGUGCACUGUGUCCAGGAUUUCGUUUUAAACCUACUGAUGUUGAGUUGGUUAUGUACUACCUCAAGAAGAAGCUAUUGGGGAAAAAGCUUCACCCCGAAGUUAUUGCAGAGAUUAAUAUAUAUGAUUUCUUCCCAUGGGAUCUUCCAGCCAAAUCCAUCUUGAGUGGUGAUCUAGAGUGGUACUUCUUCUGA
Messenger RNA from Lactuca virosa, 399 nucleotides. The record is from the annotation of a GenBank genome assembly. NCBI's taxonomy places the organism in Eukaryota, Viridiplantae, Streptophyta, Magnoliopsida, Asterales, Asteraceae.